Messenger RNA from Effrenium voratum, 1260 nucleotides. The record is from the annotation of a GenBank genome assembly. NCBI's taxonomy places the organism in Eukaryota, Dinophyceae, Suessiales, Symbiodiniaceae.
AUGGCGGAACUUGACUGGCACGCGGAGCGAAGCGAUCUGGCUGACAUUGUACAGCUCGACCGGUCACCGGAAACCGACGGCAUUGACCUUGCUGGUGUGCGCGCCUACCGGCAGGCGCGCGUGCGCCGGAAAAUGUCCGAAUACGGUGUUGAUGCCGUGAUCCUCUCAGAUCCCGUCAACAUUCGCUAUGCGACCGGCACACGCAACAUGCAGGUCUUUUCCAUGCGCAAUGCUCCGUCGCGUUACCUGCUUUUGACACUGGACAAGUCAAUCCUGUUUGAAUUCACCGGCUGCCUGCAUCUGGCGGAAGGCUUCGAAACCAUCGAUGAGGUCCGCCCGGCGAGAACUGCCAGUUUUGUUGCCGCCGGACCACAUAUUGUAGAGCGCGAGGCGCUCUGGAGCGCGGAAAUGGCCGACCUGAUUCAUGAGCUGACGGGCAACAGGAAGGCAACUGUCGGCCUGGAGCGCUUGAAUGCGGGAACGAGCAUUGCUCUUCGAAACCGUGGUCUGUCAGUCGUCGACGCGCAGCAACCGAUCGAAAUGGCGCGCGCGAUCAAGUCGCCUGAGGAAAUGAAAUGCGUGAUCGCCUCGUUGCGGGCGACGGAAAUCGGGGUGGGCAAGCUCAGGGAGGCGAUCCGCCCAGGCCUGACGGAGGCCGAACUCUGGUCCGUUCUGCACAAAUCAAUCAUCGAACAAAACGGCGACUAUGUGGAAACCCGAUUGUUGAAUGCCGGCGACCGGACAAACCCCUGGUUUCAGGAAACGUCGGCGAACCUCAUUGGCAGAAACGAUCUGAUCGCGCUCGAUACGGAUGUCGUCGGCUGUCACGGUUAUUAUGCCGAUUUCUCGCGCACCUUUCAUGCCGGGCCGGACAAACCCAGCGCCGAGCAGCGAGACCUCUACAAGAUCGCCUUUGAGCAGGUGCACCACAACAUGGACAUCCUGCGCCCCGGCAUGACAUUUCGCGAAUAUGCAGACCGGGCAUGGAACAUACCCGAGAAAUACCACACCAACCGUUACUACCUGUCUGCACAUGGUGUCGGCAUGACCGGCGAAUAUCCCUAUCUCUAUCACCAUGGAGACUUUCCGGAAGCCGGUUAUGACGGCGCGCUGGAAUCGGGAAUGACGAUUUGUGUUGAAAGCUUUAUCGGCGAAGACGGAGGCAGGGAGGGUGUCAAGCUGGAACAACAGGUUCUGAUCACCGACAGCGGGAUCGAGCUUCUGUCCAGAUUUCCCUUCGAGGAUGACCUGCUGGCCUGA